AUCUCCAAUUCCAAUCCCUCAUUUUUCUCCUGCCCUUUUCCCGCUUAAUCGGUGCACCUCUUCUCUGUUCUUGCUUGCGUCGUAACCCUCUCACAGUUUCUUAAAUGGAUGAGGAGAAUUUUGAGGAACAAGUUACAAGUGAAAUGCCUGAGGACCCAGAUCCCCUUGAGACGGAUGAGGAGAAUUUUGAUGAACAAGUUACACGUGAAAUACCCGAGUACCCAAAUCCCCUUGAGACGGAUGAGGAGAAUUUUGAUGAACAAGUUACAAGUGAAAUACCCGAGGACCCAAAUCCCCUUGAGACGGAUGAGGAGAAUUUUGAUGAACAAGUUACAAGUGAAAUGCCCGAGGACCCAAAUCCCCUUGAGACGGAUGGAAUUCCCGAGGAGACAAUCUCACCUGAAACUCAAGAUUCUGAAAAAGAUUUAGCAGUUGAAGUACAGAGAUGGCCUGGAUGGCCUGGAGAAAAUAUUUUCAGGAUGUUGGUUCCCACGUCCAAGGUUGGUAGUUUAAUUGGUCGGAAGGGUGAGUUCAUAAAGAAAAUGUCCGAGGAGACAAAGGCUCGUAUCAAGAUACUUGACGGCCCAUCAUGCAAUAUGGAAAGAGCUGUAUUGGUUUCUGCAAAGGAAGAGCCGAGUCUCACUCUAUCUCCUGCUAUGGAAGGUUUGUUAGCGGUUCAUGCGCACAUUGUUGAUCUAAACAGUGAUCAGCCUCAACCAGGGAAAGUUUCCACAAGGCUUCUAGUGGCAUCUAUCCAAGCCGGAAUCUUGAUUGGAAAGCAGGGAGCCACCGUAAAUUCUAUCCAGGAUGAAUCUGAUUGCACAAUUCGUGUUCUUUCAGGAGAGAACCUGCCAACUUUUGCUUUGUCAGAUGACAGUGUUGUUGACAUACAAGGAGAGCCCCAAAAUGUGCAUAAAGCAGUUGAACUGAUUAUAACCCAUCUCAGAAAGUUUUUGGUUGACCGGAGCAUUGUUCAGGUUUUCGAAACGCAAAUGCAAAUGCCAAAUGCUCGAGCAGCCCAGAACAUGCCUCCAUCUUGGGGGGCAUCACCUCAAGGUUUUCUGAAUAAUGCUGGUGCUGGACCUGGCUAUAUGCAUAGCGAUCCUCCAUACAGACCACCUCCACGUAAAUAUGACAAUUACUAUCCUCUAGCCGAUAUGCCUCCCCCAGACAAUCAUCCUCGACAGGGUCCAUUGUCUUAUGGAAGAGAUGGUCUUAUGGGAGUUAGUACGCCUAGUGCACAACCUCAACAAUCCUUUAUUUCUAAGGUUGGACAGACCAUGCAAAUUUCUUUAUCAUAUGCAGAUGCUGUAAUUGGGACCUCAGGUGCAACGAUUAGUUACAUUCGGCGUGCUAGUGGAGCAACAAUAGCCAUACAGGAGAUGGGCGGUGGAGUGGGUGAGAUGACUGUCGAAAUAAAUGGUUCAGCAUCCCAAGUGCAGGCUGCUCAACAGUUGAUACAGAAUGUGAUUGCGGAUGUUUCUACUGCUGCAGCCCCGCAGAUUCCAGCAGCAGCGGCUCCAACUGGUCAAGCUUACCCCAAUUAUCCCAGCUACGAUAAUGCAGCUCCUCCUCCAGAUUACAGUUAUGGAACCCACUAUGGGUACUAGUUAAGCUAGCUCAUGUAUGUAUCAGGUACCCAACAUUUUUAGUAUGAAAAAAAGUGUUGGCACUCUCUUUUGUUUCUUUCUCUAAUGUGGGAGGUUUUCAAAAUAUACAUUUGACUCAAUAGACAUGUUUUUGGGUCCCCGCCCGCAACUUGCGAUAAAUGGUAAGUGGGAUUUUGUCACCACUAGCAGUGCCAUACAAUGUUCAACUACACUUUGCUUAUGUG
Molecule: messenger RNA, 1834 nt
Organism: Impatiens glandulifera
Lineage: Eukaryota; Viridiplantae; Streptophyta; Magnoliopsida; Ericales; Balsaminaceae
Product: flowering locus K homology domain-like
Exons: 7
Coding region: 105-1610 (501 amino acids)
Biological process (GO): regulation of gene expression
Cellular component (GO): cytoplasm; nucleus
Molecular function (GO): mRNA binding
Source: RefSeq, a predicted model, not a curated record